AUGGCAACACUCUGUCUUUCCCCCACCCUGACAGGCCUCACGCGCACCCCCCGCCUGGCACGCGACCCGACGCCUGGUUCCAGGUGCCACUCUGUGAGGUCAUCGGGAUCAGAUCCCUUGCGGCCACCACGGGUCGGAGGCUGCAGGAGCCCCGUUCCUUCACAGCUCAGUCUGGAGGUGGUUUCAGACCUGCGCUCUCGGCAGGCCAUCCCCGCCCCCAGCCUGGAGGGCGGAUGUCCCCAGACCCCGGGUGAUGGGUCGCCCUGUCAGCUGAUCCCUGGAGUAACGUCAGAGGUCGGUGCCGCGGCCCCGCUGCUGUUUCGGGAGCGCCCCCGCGGCCCGGGUGGGCUGCCCGCUCGGCGGGCCACAGCUCGCGAAGCCCCGUCCGCGCAGGAGCUGCCCCAGAGGCUGUGGCCGGGUCCCCGCGGUCCGGGAGCCGAGGAGCAGCCCCUUCUCAGCAGCCUGGUGGCGGCGCAAGCCUUGGCCAGGGUCAUCCGGCCGUGCUACGGCCCCUACGGCCUCCAGAAGCUCCUGGUGACCGCCAAAGGCGAGACGGUCUUCACGGGGGACGCCACAGCCAUCCUGGACGCCCUGCAGUUGGAGCACCCCGCCGCCCGGCUGCUACGGGACGCGGCGCUGGGCCAGGCCGAGCACUGCGGCGACGGGGCGGCUUUCGUGGUGCUCCUGGCCGAGGCCCUGCUGGCGCAGGCCGAGCUCCUGCUGCGGGCCGGCCUGCCCCGCACUCAGCUCCGGGAGGCCUACGCCGCCGCUACCGCGGAGGCCCUGGCCCUGCUGCCGUCGCUGGCGAUCCGGUCGCUGGGGCCUUUGGAAGACCCGUUCUGGGCCCUGUAUUCGGUGAUGAACACCCAUGCGCAGUCCCAGGCGGAGUCCUUGGCCCGGCUGGUGGCGCACGCGUGCUCGGCGGCCAGGGAGCCUGACGGCACCUUCCGCCCGGAGCGCAUCGGCGUGUGCGCGCUGCCGGGCGGGCAGCCGGAGGACGCGUGCCUGCUGCCGGGGCUGGCCGUGCCGGGGCGGCCCUGCGGGCAAGUGGCCGUGGUGCUGGGCGGCGCCAGGGUGGCUCUCUUUUCCUGCCCCUUUGGGCUCGCCAGUCCAAAUGCCCCCGCGAUGGCACGUCUCACCAGCCCUGCUGAACUCGUUCAGUUUAGGAAAGGGAGCGAGCGCCUGAUCGAAACGCAAGUAGCGCAUCUGAGAGCUGCGGACAUCAACGUGGCGGUGGUGUGCGGGGAGGUGGAGGAGAAGGCCCUGGCCCAGGCGGAUAGGGCCGGCCUCAUGGUGAUCCGCGUCAGGGCCCCGCGGGAGCUGGCCGGCCUGCGCCAGGCGCUGAACACGCCUGUCAUGCCUCGCCUGGCCGCGCCGCCGGAGCCGGGGAAGUGCCAGCGGGUGUACGGGCAGGAGCUGCGGCAAGGCCUGGCCGUGGUGUUUGAAUGGGACCCCCCGGGCACCCCCGCCCUCACCGUGGUGGUCAGGGGCGCCACGACGGCUGGGCUCCGGGCCGCGGAGCAGGCCGCCCACCACGGGAUUGACGCCUACUUCCAGCUGUGGCAGGACCCCCGGCUGCUCCCGGGGGCCGGCGCCACGGAGAUGGCCCUGGCGAAGAUGCUCUCCGACCGGGGGACCGCACUGGAGGCGCCGCGGGGCCUCGUGCUCCUGGGACUGGCCCAGGCCCUGCACUCUCUGCCGGCCGCCUUGGCGGAAAAUGCGGGCUUGGCUGCCGCCCGCGUGAUGGCGGACGUGAGCGCCGCCCACCAGGCCGGGCACUCGCUGGCCGGGGUGGGCGGCGAAGGCCUGAUCAACGCGGCCCAGGGGGAGGUGUGGGACACGCUGGCAGCCAAGGCCCAGGGCCUCCGAGCCGCGGCCGACGUGGUCCUGGAGCUCCUGACUGUGGACGAGAUCGUGGUGGCCAAGGACAGUGGGCCGCGCCAGGAGGGCCCGAAUCCCAACCCUUAGAAGGCAAAGGGACGCCAGAGCGCACUGGGAGCCAAGAGAGUCUGGGCUGCAGCCGCUUUUAGCAUCAG
Molecule: messenger RNA, 2036 nt
Organism: Pteronotus mesoamericanus
Lineage: Eukaryota; Metazoa; Chordata; Mammalia; Chiroptera; Mormoopidae
Gene: CCT8L2
Product: chaperonin containing TCP1 subunit 8 like 2
Exons: 3
Biological process (GO): protein folding
Cellular component (GO): chaperonin-containing T-complex
Molecular function (GO): ATP-dependent protein folding chaperone; ATP binding
Source: RefSeq, a predicted model, not a curated record